Molecule: messenger RNA, 4186 nt
Organism: Rhagoletis pomonella (apple maggot)
Lineage: Eukaryota; Metazoa; Arthropoda; Insecta; Diptera; Tephritidae
Product: ataxin-8-like
Source: RefSeq, a predicted model, not a curated record
AACAACAACAGCAUAGACAACAAAGAUCACAACAGCAACAGCAGCAACUUCCUCUGCAGCUCGAAACACCGCAAAAGUCAAAUUUACAUUUACAGACACAACAAGAACAGGAACAGCAACAACAACUGUCGAACCCAAGACAGACACCAAAUUCGUGGAGCUCACAAUGCCCCACCUCGGACAAUAGUAAAAAUCCAAAUAUACAGGAUCAAAUUGAGCUACUUCAGAAACAGCUACAAUUACUCUACCAACAGCAAGCCUCAAAUGAUAAAUCUACCCCAGGUAAGGAAUGGAUCACCGUAGAACCCAAAAAAAGGCCCGAGAAAGCCCAGGUAAGCCCACAAAUACCAAAAAACCAGCAAAACUUGAUAAGUACUGGCUAGGCGAACCUCAGGCUAAAGAAAAUAGGUUUUCAUCACUUGUAAUAGAAGACGACGAAGAACCAAAGCCCAAAGAAAAUAAUCCCAAGCCCCCACCAAUCUUCGUAGAUAAAGUAAGCAACAUUACCCCCCUAAUGAAGUUUUUAUCUGAAACCGCUCCAAGUCUGCACGAGUUAAAGCUCAUAAGCAAUGAGCAAGUUAAAAUACAAGCAAAAACUCCCGAGGCCUACAAAACAAUUGUUCAGCAACUAGAGCAAAAAAACACUGAGUUUUAUACAUACAAGCCAAAACAAGAAAGAAAUUUCAAAGUUAUACUCAGAAAUAUGCACUCGUCUAUUGGCACCGAAGAAAUCGCUGAAGCCCUACAGAAUCUCGGUCAUAUCCCUAUUAACAUUUACAAUAUGAAACACAGAAACACGAAAAAUCCGCUACCAAUGUUCAUUGUAGAGCUAAAAGCAAACCCUAAUAAUAAGCAAAUAUACGAAAUCAAAUAUCUCUUUAACACAAAAAUUGUAUUUGAACCCCCACGCCCAAAACGCGAAAUCCCGCAAUGCGCUAACUGCCAACAGUAUGGACACACAAAAUCAUACUGUCGUAGAAGACCGGUAUGUAUUAAAUGCGCUGGCCCCCACUUGUCUGCAGAUUGCUCGCGCAAGACAAAAUCCAACGAUGUUAAAUGUGCUCUAUGCGAAGGAAAUCAUCCAGCAAACUAUAAAGGAUGCAUGGUGUACAAAAAUCUGCAGAAACUCAAAUACCCACCAUUAAGAAGAAUGGAGGACAACAAUCCCAAAAGUGUCAGCCAGCAGCAAUCAGCUCCACUUUCUCCCAUUCGAGUCUCGCAACCGCCCCGAAAUUUACUUUCUUACUCCCAAAUGUUGAAAAGCAAACAAGCUCCGAGUCCAAGUAACUCUCUCCCUCAAUCAAAAGAAAACGCCUCUGAUGCCUCAAUUUAAUUGCGAGAAAUGAUAAUGCUUCUCAAGCAAGUCAUGCAACAAAUCACAACUAUGAUGAAUCUCCUCGUCACCCUUACGACGAAGUCCAGUAUCCCUACAAUUCCAUGAAUAUUCUCCUGUGGAAUGCUAAUGGCCCAUCAAAACACGUACUCGAGGUUAAAACGCUACUCAAGUCUAAUAAUAUAGAUAUUCUCCUAAUAUCCGAAACCCAUUUCACCGAAAAAAGCUAUUUUCAAAUGCCGAAUUACAAACUCUAUAAUACAAUGCAUCCCGAUAAAAAAGCACAUGCUGGCUCAGCUAUAUUAAUAAAAAACAAUAUUAAACACUUUAAUAUUAACUCAUACUGCACGGAAGCUAUACAAGCUACUAAUAUAGUUGUCGAGGACUUGAAAGGCCAAAUAACAAUCUCAGCAGUAUAUACCCCACCCAAGCAUGCGAUCAAGUCAGAAGAUUAUGUUAAAUUCUUCAAAACUCUAGGAAGCAGGUUUUUAGCUGGAGGAGACUACAACGCAAAACACCCACAAUGGGAUCUCGCCUCAUCACUCCUAAAGGCCGACAACUCUUCGCGGCUAUGGCAAGAUUAAAUCUUCACUCAGCCUCCUCAGGCUCUCCAACGUAUUGGCCAACCGAUACAACAAAAAUUCCAGACUUAAUAGACUUUUGCGUGUUUAAAGGUAUUGGAGAUAAUGAAAUAAUAUGUAAUCCCUGUUUCGAUUUAUCCUCAGAUCAUUCUCCCGUAAUGGUCACUCUAAGCAAUAAUUUUGUUGACUCAACUUCUCAGUGUUACCUUCGCAACAACAGAACUGACUGGAAUCUCUUCCAAAGCUUAAUAUCUUCAAAACUAAAUUUGAAACACUCGCUGAAAUCUAGCGAAGAUAUCAUUGCAGCUGUUGAACACUUCAAUAACUGCAUCCAACAAGCUGCUUGGAGAUCAACACCCAUUCUAAGCAAAUCACAGUGCACAAGAAUCCCUUCUCUUGUAAAAGAAAAACUGACCAAGAAACGCCAGGCUAGAAAGAAGUGGCAGCAGACUAGACAUCCCGAAGACAAAAGAAGAUUUAAUACGCUAACGAGGGAGCUCAAAGAACUCUUGCAAAAAGAACGCAAUUCCCAACUUCAUCAUUAUCUCAGUAGCUUAGAUGCAAUAGCUGCCAGCGAUUAUUCCCUCUGGAAAGCAGCAACAAAAUUAAAGAGGCCAACUCUGGCACAACCCGCUAUCAGAAUGGAAAACAACCAAUGGGCUAAAAGUGAUCUCGACAAAGCAAGCACAUUUGCACGUCACCUAAAAAAUGUGUUUGCUCCGCAUGAAAUUGAACCCUCUCCCAAUACUGCACAAAAAGUAAGACAGACUCUCGAACAACCCUACCAAAUGGACCCACCCUUAAAAAAAAUUCUCAAAAGCGGAAGUUAAGGAAGCGAUUAAAAAUUUCAAAGCUAAGAAGGCUCCCGGCUACGAUCUGAUCACUGGAGAAAUAUUAAAACAGCUCCCGGAAGAAGGAAUCACUUUCCUGACUUAUAUUUAUAACGCAAUUCUCUCAUCUGGUUUCGUUCCACCUCAAUGGAAAGUUUCCCAGGUAAAAAUGAUUCCUAAACCAGGAAAAAGUGCAGACAAAGUUGAGUCACAUCGGUUUACUACCCAUCGCCUCUAAAACUCUGGAGACCCUUUUUCUCAAAAGAUUGAUGCCAGUAAUAGAACAAAGAAAGAUUAUCCCUAAUCACCAAUUCGGUUACAGGAAAAAACACAGCACAAUCGAACAAGUUCACAGGCUUGUAAACUGCAUUCACACUGCAUUCGAACACAAAAAGUAUUGUACAGCUGCAUUCCUAUCUAUAUUUCAAGCUUUCGAUCGAGUAUGGCAUGACGGCUUACUUUACAAAAUAAAGAGUACCCUCCCAAUAAACUAUUUCAUCUUUAUCGAGUCCUAUCUCAAAGAUCGAUUUUUCUUCGUUAAGCAUGGCGAGGAGCAGUCUGAACUCUACGAAAGUUCAGCUGGUGUACCUCAAGGCAGUGUGAUGGGUCCCAUCCUUUACCUGCUAUACACAUUUGAUUUACCAUCAUCCGAAGGAGCAAUUGUUGGCACAUUUGCAGACGACACUGCAAUUCUCGCAAUGGACACACUUCCACAACUCGCUUCGCUUAAACUCCAAAAUGGCCUAAACAAAAUAAACACAAUGGCUGAAAGAUUGGCGAAUUAAGCCAAAUGGGACAAAGUCUGUCCAGGUUACGUUCUCCCUUAAACGAAAAACCUGCCCACCCGUAAAACUCAAUAACGAGGAUAUUCCACAGCGUGAUGCGACAAAAUACUUAGGUAUGCACCUCGACAGCAAGCUGACGUGGAAAACUCAUAUUUUCACUAAACGCAAAGCACUGGGAAUGAAGCUCAGAAAUUUACAUUGGUUACUGAACCCGAAGUCUCAAGUCUCACUCGAGAGUAAGCUCUUACUCUACCUCCAAUAUAGAAAUACUCCAAAGAUUCCAAUCAAAAACCCUUAGAAUGAUUGUGAACGCUCCGCUCUAUGUCACAAACAACCAAAUACACCGUGACCUGAAAAUCCCUACUGUUGCUUCCGAAAUUAAAAAGCACGCCCUGGCGUACCAACAAAAAGUUCAUGAUCACCCAAAUCCUCUUAUUUCUACACUCACUUCUCAUACAGUGUCAUUCCAGCGACUUAAAAGGAAAUCAAUAUUAGAUCUCUAAUAACAUUGAAUACCUGCGAAUAGAAUAUGGUUGCGCCACUGGGUGUACUCCAUACAUGAUUAUUUUCUUAUUUAGUAUUUAAGUUUCAAAUAUUGCUUAAUGUUAAAAGAACAAACAGAUCGCAAUAAAAUAUAUGAGUUCAAAAAAAAAAAAA